AUGGCUGCCAAAUUACUCACUCAAUUUUCUCACUGGAAAAUAGGAGAUGGUCGCGACCUAGGCGUCUCCACUCACCUUUGGAUGAAUGGGGCUAAGCCUAUUUUUCGGGACCAAGUUCCGUUAUCAGCUGCUCGUAACCUCCGAGUUGCGGACCUGAUACUGGAGGAUCAAGGUAAAUGGAAUUUUCGGAAAAUAACUGCUACAUUUGAACCGGUUUCGGCUCGUCAAAUAAAAAGUAUUGAACUACCUCACGCUCCCAACAUACGUGACGAGCAAUUUUGGCCUUACAACAAAUCAGGCAAGUACACCACCAAAUCGGGGUAUGCGAUACUACUCCAACAGCAAAAUGAAAUCUGUAGCAUGACAUCUACCUUGGACAGGGAUUUCUUUCGUGUACUAUGGGGAUUGCGCAUCAUGCCAAAAUGGAAAAUUAUUAUCUGGAAAUUGUGGCAUAAAGGACUAGCUACAAAACAAAAUCUUUACCGAUGCCAGAUUGGCGACUCUAGUAAAUGUCCGAUUUGCCUGAAUGAUAUUGAAGAUACAUAUCAUCUUUUUCGCUCUUGCCCCUUGGCACUCGAGGCUUGGGCUCAUCGCAAUUAUGGAAUGAACCAAAAUACAGGUAACGAACUUUCCAUGCGUGAUUGGAUUCGUUACUGGCAACUUUUCUUUUAUAAAGCUGACGGCUACUAA
Molecule: messenger RNA, 690 nt
Organism: Beta vulgaris subsp. vulgaris (sugar beet)
Lineage: Eukaryota; Viridiplantae; Streptophyta; Magnoliopsida; Caryophyllales; Amaranthaceae
Exons: 1
Coding region: 1-690 (229 amino acids)
Source: RefSeq, a predicted model, not a curated record